CUGGGCACCUGCUGCGGUGCCGCAGGAUGGGGGAGAGGCGCGUGGACGCUGCCCCCAGGAACAGCCUGUGAGCUGUGCUGAGCACUGAGGUUGUUGGGCUCCAUCAUCUCUGUAGGUCCUUUCUGAUGGAUCCGCUUUAUUCUAUUCGGUUCUCAGCAGCCAAAUAGGAACAGAUGCGCCUCCCUUGUCCUGCACUCUGCCCAAAGCCACCUGCAUCCCCUGCAGCAUCGCCGCCUCCAUCAUCACCUCCAGCACCUGCACCGUCUCUGCAUCACCAGCAUCUCGUCCACCUCCAUCGUUUCCAUCAUGCGUUGCCUCCACCCAUCACCUCCAGCGCCUCACCCACCCCCAUCCAUUGCUUCCAUCACCCGCAUCGCCUCCAUCUCCAGCACCUCCAUCCACCCCUGUGGGCAGCCAAGGUCCCAUCCCCAGUCUCUGUUAUGGUGGCACAUCUCCACCUGCCCAGCACCAAAUCCCCCCCCGGGGGGCUCAGCGGUGGCACAAUGUGGGCACAGACCCCACAGACAGCAGCCAGGACUGCUGAGAGCAGCAGCUGCCCACGGGUUGACCCCCACUCACAAGUCCACAGCCAUCCCCCCCAUGACCCCCCAGCAGAGCCCUUUGGGGUGCCCCUCUCCCACCCUGUGCUGUGUGCCCGCCUCGAGGCCGCCGCCAUCCCCCCCCUGACGUCACCCUGUGCUGAGCUCUUAAAGGCCGCCCCAACCCCUCCCAGCCCCAGGAGAUGCUGUGCAGGUGACGCCGGCGAUGCCUCCAGCAUCCAACUCCUGACGGCCCCACUGCAAUGGGGAGCACCGCGCUGCCCACCUGCCUGCUGGCGCUCAGCAUCACCUGCACCGUCCUGGUCCCAGGCUGUGGGGCCGCUCAGGGCCGACUCGCCCACAAGCUGCUCCACGACCUCUUCGCCAACUACUCCAGCGCCCUGCGACCCGCCGAGGACACGGAGCGGGCACUGAACGUCACCCUGCAGGUCACCCUGUCCCAGAUCAUCGACAUGGACGAGCGGAACCAGGUGCUCACCUCCUACCUGUGGGUCCGCCAGGCCUGGCUGGACGCCCACCUGGCCUGGGAUAAGGACGCCUAUGGAGGCAUCGACAGCAUCCGCAUUCCCAGCAGCUACGUCUGGAGGCCGGACAUCGUCCUCUACAACAACGCUGACGAGCGUUUUGGUGGCUCCAUGGAGACCAACGUGGUGCUGCGCUCUGACGGACACAUCAUGUGGGACACCCCCGCCAUCACCAAGAGCUCCUGCAAGGUGGACGUCUCCUACUUCCCCUUUGACGGGCAGCAGUGCCGCCUCACCUUCGGCUCCUGGACCUACAAUGGGAACCAGAUUGACCUCCGCAACCGCCUGGAUACAGGCGACCUGACCGACUUCGUGGAGAACGUGGAGUGGGAGGUGCUGGGCAUGCCGGCCACACGCAACGUCAUCACCUAUGGCUGCUGCUCGGAGCCCUACCCCGACGUCACCUACACGCUGCUGCUCCGCCGCCGUGCCUCCUUCUACAUCUUCAACCUGCUGCUGCCCUGCGUCAUGAUCUCCUUCCUGGCACCGCUGGGCUUCUACCUGCCCGCUGACUCCGGGGAGAAGGUUUCUCUGGGGGUGACGGUGCUGCUGGCGCUCACCGUGUUCCAGCUGCUGGUGGCAGAGAGCAUGCCGCCCUCGGAGAGUGUGCCGCUCAUCGGGAAGUACUACAUAGCAACUAUGACCAUGAUCACAGCCUCCACUGCUCUGACAAUCAUUAUAAUGAACAUCCACCACUGUGGGCCGGGUGCCCGCCCGGUGCCACCAUGGGCACGACGCCUCAUCCUGCACCACCUGGCACGCGCCCUCUGUGUCUGUGAGGUGGGCGAGAGCUGCGGCCGUCCCCAGAGAGAGGGCACGGGAGGGACGGGGCCGCAGGACCCCCCUGGGGAUGGCGUGGAGCCGGGGCUGUGCCCCCGCAGCCGCUGCCUCUGCCACCACCACGCGGUGCUCAGCAGCGUGGCGUACAUUGCCGGCGUCUUCCGACGGCACCGCACGGCACAGCGCCGCGCCGCAGAGUGGAAGAAGGUGGCCAAAGUGAUGGACCGCUUCUUCAUGUGGGUCUUCUUCCUCAUGGUCUUCCUCAUGAGCGUGCUGGUGAUCGGCAAAGCCGCGUGACUGCCACCCCAUGCCCA
This is a messenger RNA of Coturnix japonica (Japanese quail), 2178 nucleotides long. It is a transcript of the gene CHRNA10, whose product is annotated as cholinergic receptor nicotinic alpha 10 subunit. Gene Ontology annotation, biological process: monoatomic ion transmembrane transport. Gene Ontology annotation, cellular component: postsynaptic membrane. Lineage: Eukaryota; Metazoa; Chordata; Aves; Galliformes; Phasianidae. Gene Ontology annotation, molecular function: acetylcholine-gated monoatomic cation-selective channel activity; transmembrane signaling receptor activity. The record is from RefSeq and is a predicted model, not a curated record.